AUGCUCGACAAGCUGACCGUCCUCUUUGUCGACCCCCACAUCACCCAGUUCCAAGAGUCGGUGCGUGCAUUGAUCAAGAGUGGUACCAACAGAGACCCAGACACACUCGAUUUCAGUGGAAUCAAUGAUUCAGAACCAACAAGUGCUACAAACACUUCGAAACACGUACAUGUAAAGGAAGAAUAUGGCACACAGUAUGAGAAUAUUGUUGGGUUUCCUCAAAAUAACAAAUCAACAACAACAACAACUCCAACAAAGAAAACUCCAGUCAAGGGGGGAUUGAAAACACCAACCAAGACAACAAAGUCUCCCUCAACUCCAUCCUCCUCUGCAAAGAAACCUAAAAAGGAUAUGUUUGGUGGUUCGACCGACACUUGCGGUAGUCAAGGCGAUGGAGAUGUGGUAGUUGAUAAAAAGGGUCGUGUCAAUUAUGACAUUAACAAAAAGGCAAAGUACGAUCCAAGUAGUUUGAAAGCAUUCUUUCAAAAUCAAAAGAAGUUAUUUGAUACUGUAGAAACCAUCAACAAGACCUAUGAACAUCAACAAAAUGAAAAACCAAUUGUUGAAACAACAUUUACUCCAAUUAAAUCACAACAAUCAAACAACAACAACAACAAAAAUGGUAAUGGUAUUAGUCAAUCUAUCAAUGACCAUAAUAAUGGUGGAUUUGGUGGUGAUGAUGAACAAAUAAGUGUUCGUCAAAUACUAUCUUCAAAAUUAAAUGUAAAUAAUAAUAAUAAUAAUAGUCCCAAACACCAACGCCUCAAUAAUAUACCAUCACAACAACAACAACAACAACAAAAGACCGUGAGUUCACAAGAAUCGGACGAUGAAGAAUUCAAAAAUUGGGGACCAUUUAAAUUUAGAGGAGCAUCCGAAUUCCAACAAUCUAUUGACAAACCAUCAAAAAAGACUGUUAGAUCCAUCCUCAAGAAACGUGAUCAACAUGACAUGUUGGAAACUGCCACUACCAACGCCACAACGGCAAUUAAACAACCAACAAAGAGAGUCAGAUUCCAUUCCUCGGGUUACACUCCACCUCCAGUUCAUUUCUAUUAG
Molecule: messenger RNA, 1059 nt
Organism: Cavenderia fasciculata
Lineage: Eukaryota; Evosea; Eumycetozoa; Acytosteliales; Cavenderiaceae
Exons: 1
Coding region: 1-1059 (352 amino acids)
Source: RefSeq, a predicted model, not a curated record